Messenger RNA from Cylicocyclus nassatus, 3356 nucleotides. Lineage: Eukaryota; Metazoa; Nematoda; Chromadorea; Rhabditida; Strongylidae. The record is from the annotation of a GenBank genome assembly.
AUUGCCUGCACUAUCUCAUCUCACUGGACAUUAGAAACUUUCUCUUCAGUAGUGCAUCUCAUGUCUUCAGGAUCUGAGCAGAGUUACACACGCCGGUUUAGUUGAUGGGACUCCUCACUAUAUUGCGUAAGCAGAGGGAAAGAGAGCGAGAAAUUCGCGUUCUGAUUCUUGGCCUCGAUAAUGCUGGAAAGACUACGAUAACUAAGAAGUUCUUGGGGGAGGACCUCAACAUGGUGGAACCCACUCUCGGUUUCAACAUCAAAACCGUGGAAUUUCAAGGAUUCACCAUCAACUUUUGGGAUGUUGGUGGUCAAAAGAGUCUCCGCUCGUACUGGCGAAACUAUUUCGAGCAGACAGAUGCUUUGAUUUGGGUGAUCGACUCUGGAGACCAAGAGCGGUUAGUGGCUUGCCGAGAUGAGCUGAGGUCAUUGCUUGGUGAAGAACGGCUUUCUGGUGCAACCUUACUGGUUCUUGCCAAUAAGCAAGACCUACCUAGUGCUAUACGUGUCGCUGACAUAGCAAAGCUGUUGGAGUUGAACGAAAUCAAGUCGCAUCAUUGGCGAAUCUACAGUUGCAGUGCCAUGACGGGCGAAAACCUGCUCGAGGCUGUCGAGCGUAUUUGGAGGUCAUAUUUGCUUGGCGACCUUCGUAUAACCACUCAUUGGGUGCGAUCUCAAACAGUAGUCAGAUUGGAGAGACGGUUGCUGACUAGGAUGAAUUGCGGCCACGUCGAGUUUGUGUUUCACUACCGCAUUACCGAAUUUAUGAGAUUGAUUGUUGACAAUCUUGAUCUGAUGGAGACGGAUUCGCUGCAAAGCAUAGCUGAUUGGAUGAUGAAGAAGUUGAGCGGACGUGUUAGUCCAUGCGGUGCUCGCUUUUCUAUCGACGAAGAAGAUGAAGUGGAAGUUGACAGUAUAACUGUUUCGUUCCUCUACGACCUUCUGCUCACCUGUCGUAAACGUCAAGUAGAUCGUGUCGAUUUCGAAGUUGAAAGUGAACCUCGCACUGUUUGCUGGAAGUGUCAUUGCUUUAGCGAAGAGAGCUCGAGGUCUCGCAGCGAGAGUCAAUCUUUGGACAUGACAUCUAUCGAUGGAGAGUUUGAGGAAGGCUUUAUCGAUUUUCUCAACAAACUAGAGCAGCGUCAAGAGCAGAUAAAGGAAUCUGCUCUCCGUCUUCUUACUCCACCACGCGCUACUAUGACAGCUGAUUAUAACCGUACCGAGAAAUCAGUACAGACGGCUCCGAUGUGUCUGCCAGCCGAGGUUUUCGUGCCAGAGCUUCCUCCGCCUGACCUCUCCGAGUACCAUGAUGCGCCUGUGAAAAUCGCCGGUGUCGAACAACUCGUUGAUGUCUUCGAUCUCGACACUAAAACCAAUUGCACCAAAAGCGGUGGAAUUAUGAAAUGUGUAACAGCAUCCCCAGUUUUAACUACACGAGACCUCAGCUGGCGCUAUGAAGAUUUUAUCGGCAACUGGGAACGUUCUCUGAACAUGGUUGCUACACCCUGGUCUACAGACAAAGCUCAUCGCAAAAGCUUGCCAUGCCAGCAAGUUCCAUCAUGUUUUGAGGAUCUUUUGGCCCUACAAGAAACAGCCGCAAUUGCUCAGCGAGUCGAAAAGAAAUGGAAUCGAACGCGUGGUAACAUCAGUUUGUCGAUGACAGCUGCUCUCAGUACAGGUGUAGGUGGCGUAGAUGAGGAAGUGCAAGCUACGUCUGACUCAGAGAAGUCAGAUAAAAAGAAGGACGGCGAGGAAUGGGUUUCCACCUUGCUGAAAAUGUUGGAACAAAAGCCAGCGAGAAGUAGAAAGCUGCUCAAAGGACUGUUGAAUUAUUCUAAGGAACAUAAGUCCACAAAAGCAUCGAAGAAGCGCUGUUGCGAGAAUUGCCGUGUGCCUAAAACUGCGCAACCUGAGUCAUCCAGUGAGCCCGCCGUUGAAGCUCAGUCAAAGGAAUCGGACAGUGCUAACACCAUCGCAAAUGUUUACGAGUAUAUGAAGUUGAAAUUGAAGGAGCAUGAGCGAGCUAAGAAAAGCGAGAAUAACGUGCCCUCUGCAGAAACGAAGCUUAAGAAACAAAAGAAAGAUAUCAAUCAGCACGACAUUCGAGCUUAUAUGAUCGGCAAGAAGAUCUCGAAUUCGUUGAGCAAGACUGCUAGUGCUCAGACUGACAUUCGCGGUUAUUGUAUAGGAAAGAAAGUGAAAAAAGACGCAGGAGAAAAAGCUGAGGUUGCUGUUGCUGCUACAUCGCCUGAAAGAGAAAAACCGAAAACAUCCAAGUCUAAGUCUUCAUCCAAGCAACGGUUGGCUGGGAAGUAUAUGAAGCUCACAAAAGCUCCUACUUUGGCGGUGGCUGGGGAGUCAUCUACAAAAUAUAUUGGCCGUUUGUCCGUUGAUAAUGCUGUCUUUGGAAAGACCUUCAAAGUUGUUAAUCUGUCUAGGAAAGAGCUGCAGAUCUCUAUAUCUGCAGUCAACUGGCCGGCUGAGACUGAAUUGUUGAAUCCUGGAGCUGUAACAGCUAUCUCAGCUGGACAAACAUCGGAAAUUCCGGUAACUCUCAGCACUCGUCGCUGCAAUGAGACAUCGGGAUGUGUGCAGCUACGUAUGCUUCAUCGCAAUGUCCCACUCUCCCAUACACUGAGCUUCAACUACACUCCUUUGAAAAAGCACUUUGAAGGACCGCUUUUAUCGGAUCUAUACGAUGCAAGCGAUGUUACCCUGCUCACAAAACUACGCAAACCUUUGAAUGAACCGCGAAUCGUCGAGGAGCCGAAAGUUACAGAGACGGAGAAAACCACAGAAGAAACUGUCAGCACAGUGGUGGACAUGCUAAAAGACGAAGUGGAAUGUCUUUGCAGUGUUAUGCUGACGGAUGCCAAUGUGCAUGAAAAAGUGUAUAUCACACAGCUACAAGCAGCACAGGUUCAUGACUUGCACGAUAUUGAGUCUGUUGUGAAGCCAAAAGUUGAGGAAAGUCUCACCGACAGUGUCCACACGGCUAUUGAAGACGAAAGUGAUUUCGACGUACUGAAAGAAUAUGGUCCGUGCAAUGAGGAGAACGACUCAGCUCCGGGUGAUUUUGAAAUUGUGGACGAUGUCGAUGAAAGAGCCAGUGUGUCAUCGGAUCAAUUUGAGAUGGCAUAAACAUUGCGGUAUAUGCGUAUAUAGCUUGUAGUCUUCCCGAAAGUGUACCAAAUACCCAUACUAUUCAUCCCAUUUCUAAGUCGUAUUCUAGCUCUGCAGGGAUUUAUCAUGGUUGAGUCAGACGAUGCUAGUAUUUUUUGAACGUGAUGUGCAUUUCUAAUCUUUUUCCGUUGGAAUUUAGUCCACCUCUCGCAUGUCUUUCAGUGUAUCAAUGCU